UUUAUUUAUCUAUAAUUAAUAAUAAAGUUGUAGUAGAAUAGGAGUGGGACUCUUUUUCUUGUUUCCUCCAAAAAACUAAAAUAAAAAAAUAAAAAAUAAAAAUUUAGUUAACAAAACUGCCAUUUAUCUUACAUUGUUAUUCACGCUGCUACUGUUACUGCUGAUUUCUUCUUCUUUCUUUUUGCUAUGGGAUAAGCGGGGAGAGUAGGAGUGAAGUUGUUUCUCUGAUCUGUUUGCUAGUGAAAUCUGAAUCCCAUUAAAAUGGGACGACCGGGAUUGGAGCGCUGUGAUGUUUGGUAUGACGUGACCCGUUUAAGGAGAAAGAGGGCACACUCCUGGAAUAAGGAGUCAGACCCUGAAAAUAGUGAUGUUUUUCGUUUAAAACGGCAGAUUCGAAAAACUAAGAAUAUGGAUGAAGAUUACGUACAGUAUUUGAUGCUUCUUCUGGAUUAUGAUGAAGAGCCUAAGUGUUACGCAAAUGAAGGCGGAAAUGAAGGUCUCACUGGUGGUGGAGAUAGGCUUAGUCAUGAUGUGAACGAAGAAGGGACUGAGUUUGAGGAUGAAGACGAGGAUGAGGAUGAUCUAGAAUACAGGAAGUUCUUGGCUAAUGCUAAACCGAACGGGACCGCAUUGGUGGCUAAAGUUGAUAGUGGUGAUGGGUUUCCUGUGUAUGUUGAGUUUGAGAAAGAGGAUGGAUCUGAUGACGAGUAUGAAUAUUUAGGACGGGGAAAACAACAGGAUUCUGGGAACGAGAAGGAUUUAGGUAAUGCCGGUUGCAGCGAGAAGGAUUUAGGUAAUGAAGGUUGCAACGAGAAGGAUUUUGGUAAUGUCGGUUGCAACGAGAAGGAUUUAGGUAAUGUCGGUUGCAACGAGAAGGAUUUAGGUAAUGCCGGCUGCAAUGAGAAGUAUUUAGGUAAUGUCGGUUGCAACGAGAAGGAUUUAGGUGAUGUCGGUUGCAAAGAUAAAGUAGAAAGUCAGCCAUCUUCAAGAAUCGACUUGGAAAAUAAUAAUAAUAGAUCUGCAGGAGACGACAAUGUUGUAAUUGAGCCUUUUGGUUCGGUUACUCUGAAGGAAACUGAGCCUACGAGCCAGCAGCUUAGCUUGGGGGAGAAUGGUGCGUGCAAGAGGCGUCAGAAGGGUGAGACAAAGAAUAGGCCAAAUAAGGAGCAGAAGAAAGGGAAAGGGAGAAGAUCGGCUAAAGUUACUACAAAAGAUGAGGGAGAUGAGAUAGAUGAAGACUAUGCCAACCUUCUCGGGAAAUUUAUAUGUAAGAAUUGGCGCACGCCAGCCUCAUUUAUGAAGAAAUAUAAUCUAAAAACGAAGAAAUCAUCAAGGACUCUCCUGGGAGAUGACAGCAAUGUAUCUGUAGGUGACAUCGAUAUGUCACAUGAGCCUUCUGAUCCACUAUCUCCAAAGAAGAAGAAAAGGGGGCGUCCGAGGAAGAAAAAUAGCACGAAGGAAAAUGAUGCAUGGAAGAAGAAGGGAAAGGGUGAGAAAAGGAAGAGAUCAAACAAAAAGCAGACAGAGAAAAAAAGGAGAAAGUUGGCAGAUGUCCCCUUCGACGAGGAUGUAGCCGGGAGAAAAUCAGUAGAUGACACUGUCAAAGAAGAGAUAACUGACGUAGAUGAAGCCCCAUUUGAGAUUGGUCACAAUUCUGAAUGCAAUGCUUCUGACGAAGAUCUUCAAAUAGUUGUCAAUGAUAAUGGUACAUUUGGAAAGGAAGGAAGAUCUAAUAUCAUGGAAGUUUCUUCAGAAAAACACUCUGAAAAUGUUGUGGAUAUCUGCCCAAGGGAAACUGUUCGUUCUGAUUUUUGGUGGCAAGUCAAGGCUCUUCUUGAGAUGCCUUACGAUCAGAGGGAAUAUACCGGAUUGUUGGAAGCUGUCAAAAGUAGAAAGCCUAUUCUAAAGGAUAAGGACUUGCGUAAUGGGAAAUUUUAUCUGUCGAGGCGGUUGGGAAAAUCAUAUUUGGAUCACUAUAAAGACCUUCAUGACAAACUUAAAGAAUUUGACAAUGACAACAUGAAGAAGCUAAACAUCUUGCGCGGCUUUUUCUUUUGGUUACAGAAUCUCACACAGGCAGGAGCCUUCAGGCCUUGGACCGAUCCGGAGUGGCUCUCGUUGCUUGAUAAUGCUACUGUUCCAACUCUUAUUUCCAUGAAUAAUCAAGCGGGGACAGUUUGGUGAAAGAUGUUACUGAAGUAUGCUAUGCUGAAGUACAACGCGUUGUCCGUUGUGUUAGUGGAUCUGUUAUUUGACUAAUAGACUCUUGCGGAAGAAUAAUUCACCCAUCGCAGUCUGUUAUAAUCCCCCAGUACUUUGUUAUAUUGAACUGUCUGUUGUUGAUUGAAGUUACUUUGCUACAAAGGAUGUAAAAGUGGGUUGAAGUUAAUGUAUCCAGAUAAAUUCUGGGUGAUAUCUUCAUCUACUUGUGUUUAUUCUGUACUGCUUUCCUUAUUAGUCGUCAUGUUUUCUUCA
Messenger RNA from Capsicum annuum, 2475 nucleotides. RefSeq lists its product as uncharacterized. Bases 262 to 2184 code for a protein of 640 amino acids. NCBI's taxonomy places the organism in Eukaryota, Viridiplantae, Streptophyta, Magnoliopsida, Solanales, Solanaceae. The record is from RefSeq and is a predicted model, not a curated record. The transcript has 5 exons.